UCUCUGUCUAGUCAGGGUCAUUUAAUAUCUCCAGCCAUCCCCAGCCAUGGCGGUGGCGGAUGUCCCCGGUCUCAUGGACAUUGCCAGUACCCUGGCCCAAGAUGAGAUCCCAUUCAAGCUACGAUGUGCCAUCUGCAAUAAGCUGGCAGUGAACGCAUUCCGUCUCCCCUGUUGUGACCAGUCCAUCUGCGAGACCUGCCAAGCUUCCCUUUCUGACACAUGUCCUGUCUGCACACAUACCCCCGUCUCUCCUGAUCUCUGCAAACCCAAUAAAGCUCUGCGGACCACUCUCAAGGCUUUCCUGCGCACCGAAGAAAAGAAGCGGGAAAAGGACCGCCAAUCUGCAGCGCCUCCAACACCAUCUACUAUCACGCCUGCGGAUACAAAAAUACCUGUCAAGGAUGCAGCGCCUGAUCAAAAUGGAGCUGAGCUAGGAAUAGCUGUGGAGACCAAGGCACCUGUAUCUCCGCAUCCUACGGAGCCUGCUGAGUCAAUGCCUCAAGAGCUGGGACUAGACACACCAGCCCCAGACACAGUUGGAGAGAGCAUUUCAGAGCCAAAUGCCCCAGGUUCGGCCGAUCAGCCAGCUCAGCCCGAGGCAACUGCCGAUCAACUCAACGGCACCGAAGCCGCCCUUGAGUCCAUGACUGAAGCUGCCGCAGUCAACGAAACCCCCUAA
Molecule: messenger RNA, 679 nt
Organism: Penicillium verrucosum
Lineage: Eukaryota; Fungi; Ascomycota; Eurotiomycetes; Eurotiales; Aspergillaceae
Product: RING finger protein
Exons: 4
Coding region: 47-679 (210 amino acids)
Source: RefSeq, a predicted model, not a curated record